AGAAAGUUAACUUCCUUGUGUUCAUAGUCUCUCAGUGCCGCUAAUACUGCUGCGGAAUGGAGGGCCGCACUUCAAAUGAAUAAAGCGGUUUCCAGCAAGACUUUCACUGGAAUAUUCCUCUGAAGAAAAUAACUGGAUUUAUCACCGCGAUAAAAGGAUGGGCUGUGCCAAGUCCAAGCCUGAUGAGGACUCUACAAACAAGGCUCUGGACGACCAGAACUCCUCCAGCAAAACCCCACCUGGGCACUAUGUUCAGGACCCCACAUCCACAUCCAAGAAUACUGCAACCAAACCCAGUCUUCCUGCAGCUGCUGGUCCGGAAAGCGUAGCCAUCGCGCUGUUUGAUUAUGAGGGCUUACACGAAGGAGACCUGGGCUUCAAGAAGGGCGAUCGCCUGAAGAUAUUACAGGAGUCAGGAGAGUGGUGGAAGGCCAUGUCCAUUAGCACAGGCCAGGAAGGAUUCAUUCCCAGUAACUAUGUUGCAAAAGAUAGCCUGGAAACAGAAGAUUGGUUCUUCAAAGGCGUGAGCCGUAAAGAUGCAGAGCGGCAGCUUCUGGCACCAGGGAAUCGAGUGGGAGCCUUCAUGAUCCGCGACAGCGAGACCAGCAAAGGCAGUUACUCCCUUUCGGUGAGAGACAGUGACGGCUGCAGCACUGAUACUGUCAAGCAUUACAAGAUCCGCACUCUGGACAACGGAGGUUUCUACAUCUCCCCCCGUAUCACCUUCAGCACUCUGCUGGAGCUGAUCAGCCACUAUAAGAAGCAGAGUGAUGGUCUGUGUCAGUGCCUGAAGGCACCGUGUUUGAGUCCAAAGCCACAGAAGCCCUGGGAGAAGGAUGCCUGGGAGAUCCCCAGGGAGUCCCUGAAGCUGGAUAAGAAACUGGGGGCGGGCCAGUUCGGCGAGGUCUGGAUGGCCACGUACAACAAGCACACCAAGGUGGCGGUGAAGACGAUGAAGCCGGGCACCAUGUCGGUGGAGGCCUUUCUGGAGGAAGCCAACCUGAUGAAGAGCCUCCAGCACGACAAGCUGGUGCGCCUCAAUGCCGUGGUAACCAAAGAGGAGCCCAUUUACAUCAUCACGGAGUUCAUGGAGAAAGGGAGUUUACUGGACUUCCUGAAGACCGAUGAAGGAAACCGUCUCCAACUGCCAAAACUUAUAGACUUUUCCGCACAGAUUGCAGAGGGCAUGGCCUUCAUCGAGCGCAAGAACUACAUCCACAGGGAUCUGCGCACCGCCAACAUCCUGGUCAACAAGGCUCUGGUGUGCAAGAUCGCUGACUUUGGCCUGGCCCGUGUCAUCGAGGACAACGAGUACACCGCCAGGGAAGGUGCCAAGUUCCCCAUCAAGUGGACUGCUCCCGAGGCCAUAAACUACGGCUCCUUCACCAUCAAGUCUGACGUCUGGUCCUUUGGCAUCCUACUGAUGGAGAUCAUCACCUACGGCCGCACUCCGUAUCCAGGUAUGACGAACCCGGAGGUGAUCCGCAGCCUGGAGAAGGGCUACCGCAUGCAACGGCCAGACAGCUGUCCAGCAGAGCUGUAUGACAUCAUGCUGACCUGCUGGAAGAACAGGCCUGAGGACCGGCCCACUUUCGAGUACCUGCAGAGUGUGCUGGAGGACUUCUACACUGCCACUGAGAGCCAGUACCAACAGCAGCCCUGAUAACACACACACACACACACUCACAUACACUCUCUCUCUCACACACACACACUGCUACUGAGAGCCAGUUCCAACAGCAGCCCUGAUAACACACACACACUCUCUCUCUCUCUCACACACACACACACUGUAGUUCCUGGUGUUGAAAGGUGAGCUUACCUGGACACAGCCUUGUUCUCUCUCUGAUGCACUGAUACUUCCUCUCAGGUGAAGCACCUGUAGUUCCAUCUCCUUGCCCCCUGUCUGUCUGUCUGCUGCAGAGGCACACUGUCUUUCACACUCUAAUAACUCAGGUAUAUGUUUUAUAAAAUGACUAUCUCCUUCAUUUAAUAUGAGGCCUCACAGCUGUGCAAACUAAUCUUCUAGCCCUGUCAUGUCAUGAUAUGAUGAACAUUACAUGCAGUCUUUUUACUCUGGGUGGAUGCUGUUUACAGUGGGUGCAUCUUUGGAUUCAGCUGUAGGGUACACGGUCUUACAGAGGAGGGCGCUGUUGUGAAUGUACAGUUUGCAAUUUGCAUAUGAAGGAAAAUGGCUUUCAUUUCCACCUCUCUCCUUUAAAAUAUAAAUGAAUCCAUUCAUCUGACAGAAAGGAGGUGUGAGGGGUUUCGAUUGCUAUUUAUCUGAUGGGUUCAACCUCAUUAUUCACUUAGUAAAUAGUAUUUAUCAUGAUGGAAGAAGGUUUUUAAUGGUAAAGGUUAAUUUAUUUGCUGGGUACACUGCUGUACCACCAACACAUUUAGCAAAGCUUUAGCUAACGAACAGUGCCUUGUUAGACAUUAGAUAGUUUACUUUUAUUUUGACAUUUUCUAUUUAAUUUUUCUAUUUGUCUUUCACAUCCUGUCUGUAAUUGGGCAGUUGAGAUGAAGUCUGCAAUACUUUCUUGGCAUUUGUUUUUAUUUAAUUCAUUCUAAGUGUCGCCUUAGCUGUGCUGCCACAUGGAAAACAGCCAGUAUUCAUCAGAAUUUAAAAUGUAAAAAUGACACAAAAUUCACUGCUACUGUCUUUUUGAUUACCUCCUCUAGAUACUGUGACUAGUUUGUAACUUGAGGGUCUGUCUCUAUCUGUCAUAAGCCAUAAAUAAGCCAAUGCACCUUGCGUUUUAUUUAUAAAAAAUUACUUCUUUAAAAACUGCACUUAUCCUUAAAAUUAGAGCCACGUGACAGUGUAGAGACUGUACGUCAUUUUAAAGUGCCAAAUUCAAGUUUGCAUGUGAGUCUGUAGCCUUUGGUCAUCAAUGUUGUACUAAAAUCAAAUUAAACGUUUUUAAAAAUUA
Molecule: messenger RNA, 2936 nt
Organism: Anguilla rostrata (American eel)
Lineage: Eukaryota; Metazoa; Chordata; Actinopteri; Anguilliformes; Anguillidae
Product: tyrosine-protein kinase HCK-like
Exons: 13
Coding region: 158-1663 (501 amino acids)
Biological process (GO): cell surface receptor protein tyrosine kinase signaling pathway; innate immune response; cell differentiation
Cellular component (GO): extrinsic component of cytoplasmic side of plasma membrane
Molecular function (GO): non-membrane spanning protein tyrosine kinase activity; ATP binding; signaling receptor binding
Source: RefSeq, a predicted model, not a curated record